CAAUGCUUCAGGUGCUAACUCACCUCCUUCUGUCACCGCCGCGCCUAGAACCACUACCGCUGCUGCCGCUGCCGCCGCCGCCGCCGCCUCCACCUCCAUUUCGCCAAUGGACGCGAGCUCGUAAGUGUUGCUCGAGCCUGAUGAACAGGACGCGUCGCCCGAGCCCGUCACCGAACCUGGAUGCUUCGCUUGAGACAUUUCUUGAAGAAUUAUGAGUUUAAAUUAAUACAAUCAACUUUUUGAUGAAUUAUUAACCUGCUGAAACUUGAAAUAGUAUUGUGUACUCUUUAUAGAACUGAAUACACUUUGAUGGACGCAUGACCCAUUUGAUUGGUUGGCAUGAUGCCUUCAAGAUAAUUGCAGAAUAACAAAUCAUCAGGCACAUAUAGGUAUCUUUGUUGUUAUAGGAUCUCCAAUUAAAAUGUGUUGUUUUCCACGGGGUUUUUUUUUUGUGCAGUAAGUCGGUCUAAAAAUGAUCUCGAUCAAGCUGAGUAUGACAAGUUGGUCUUCACUUUCUUCCAUGGUAGUCAUGCUUGUUGGAAGGUGGUGGGCUCUCAAAUAGCUUUCUAGGAAGAGAAGAGAAGUUGUUGUAUAAAGACUUGUAUUAUAAAAAAAUGACUUGUCUUGCAAUUUUACAUUACAUGACUAUUUAUACUACUCAAUAGAAACUCCUAGGCCAUACUUCAUUAAUUAGAUACAUGAAUUUAUUCUAUCUAGAUACAUGAAUUACAAGAUUCAUAUUUCACUUGAUUCAUGUACAUCAAACAUUUAUUAUGGUUCAUGUAUUCAAGUUUAAUUCAACUUCUAUCAAUGCUUACAUAACGUACUACUGUGGCUACUUUUGGUUGUGCCAGACGAUGUCAAUGAUGAAGUGUUCAUUGCUAUGUCAAAAGCACUCAACUUUAUUAACCCUGCUGAGCUCUCCAUGCAAUGUAUUUUAAUUGCCUUGAACCGUUUUCUUCAGGAAAAGCAUGGCUCGAAGAUGGCCUUCUUAGAUGGUAACCCUCCAGAAAGAUUAUGCAUGCUAAUUGUUGAACAUGGUGGCAAAAGGAGAAUAUGCUCGCCCUCAGCGUCCCCGCCAACCCGUCCUAGGGCCAACACGAAGGAGCUUCUUUUCCCUAAAGAGUGGACGGAGAUAUCCUGCAUCAAGAAGCUAGAAAAGUUGGUGGGAGUCCCAGUCAUCAAUGUCCACAUAUGAAAACUGAAGAACACCCUAUGACCAUCUUUUGUUCAGCAGGUGCUGCUCAUAAAAAUUGCUUGUUCAAAAGUUCACAAAUUAUGUUUUUUUUCAAUGUUAUUUGUAUUUGUUUUCAUGUGUGCAAAUGUCCCGGAAGUUAAAGAUUAUAAUGUGUCUUGCAUUUUGUUUUUUUACUUUUGGGGAUGUUAUGUGAUAUCACACACUCACACCUGCUUCUUCAAGUACAAUAACUAAGCUUCAUUUUUGGGUGUCAUUUAUAUGGUUGUAAUAAAUCAUCUAGGAAAGCCUAAAUAUAUCCACAUGUAAGGCUUCACAUUCCUAUCUUCAUUUGCGUGUUUUUUGCCUGAUUGUGUUAUUCAUCUAAAAGGAAAGCAGCCAACGAGCCUAGCUUAAAUCCAUUUAUGU
This is a messenger RNA of Zingiber officinale, 1603 nucleotides long. Its product is annotated as 15-cis-phytoene desaturase, chloroplastic/chromoplastic-like. The record is from RefSeq and is a predicted model, not a curated record. The transcript has 4 exons. Gene Ontology annotation, cellular component: chloroplast thylakoid. Gene Ontology annotation, biological process: carotenoid biosynthetic process. Gene Ontology annotation, molecular function: phytoene dehydrogenase activity. Bases 884 to 1198 code for a protein of 104 amino acids. Lineage: Eukaryota; Viridiplantae; Streptophyta; Magnoliopsida; Zingiberales; Zingiberaceae.